AUGAAGACCAACAUUUUGCCUUACUUUGCAAUGGUGUUUGCUCAGUUUCUUUUUGCAGGAGCAAGUAUCACAAUUAAAAUUGGAUUUGCUAAUGGACUUCAUCAGCUUGUGUAUGUGGUGUAUCGCCAUUUAGUUAGUAUGAUUCUCUUUUGUCCUUUUGCAUACGUUUUUGAAAGGAAAGAACGACCAGCCCUCACGUUUGGAGUGAUAUUCAAGAUUUUUGGUCUGUCAUCACUUGGUGCGACAAUCCAUCUUAAUGCUUUGUGUUAUGGUUUAACUUACACAUCUCCAACGGUGGCGAGUGCUUUGGAUUGUCUCACCCCAAGCUUAACCUUCCUCAUGGCGUUUAUCCUAAGAAUGGAGAAAGUGAAAUUUACAAGUUCCAAAGGACAAGCCAAAGUUUUGGGGACUCUUAUAAGCAUAACGGGAACACUUGUCUUUACUUUUUGGAGAGGAUUCCAAGUCAAAGAGAUUUUAAAGAAGCCACUAAUUGACAUUUAUGACUCUAAUGGUUUCUCUGGUCAUGUUAAACAAAAUUGGGUCAAAGGAGCAACCUUAAUAUCCACUAGCAAAGUGGCAUGGAGCUUGUGGCUCAUCUUUCAGGGAUUGAUACACAAGGCAUAUCCGGCUCCGUUUUCUAUAAACACCAUGAUUUGCCUCUUUGCAAUAUUGCAAUCUUCUUUCCUUGCUAUAUUUUUCGCUAGAGAUGCCACUUUGUGGAAGCUCGAGUGGGAUGUAAAUAUAUUGACAAUUAUAUAUGGGGGGUUUGUGGUAUCAGGAUUAACAGGCUACCUAGUCUUAUGGUCAAUAAGCAAGAGGGGCCCGGUGUUUGCGGCCAUGUUCACGCCAUUACAGCUUCCAAUCGUCGGAAUCUUUUCAGCCAUUGUCUUUAACGAAAGACUUCAUAUAGGAAGCAUUAUAGGAGCAUUGAUCAUUAUUUUUGGACUUUAUUGCGUACUUUGGGGAAAAAGUGAAGACAAGUUUUUCGAAUUAGACAAGCAGAUUGAGAAUGAGGAUAAAACUUCAGAAAUUGGUACCAAUAACGAUAAUGAUUCGCCGAAACACUUAAAUAAAAUGGAACCUUAA
Messenger RNA from Erigeron canadensis, 1086 nucleotides. RefSeq names its product WAT1-related protein At5g64700-like. Bases 1 to 1086 code for a protein of 361 amino acids. The transcript has 6 exons. Gene Ontology annotation, cellular component: plasma membrane. The record is from RefSeq and is a predicted model, not a curated record. Gene Ontology annotation, molecular function: transmembrane transporter activity. NCBI's taxonomy places the organism in Eukaryota, Viridiplantae, Streptophyta, Magnoliopsida, Asterales, Asteraceae.